AUGAAAAGCGAAUACUGUAUUCUUCUGUUGUUAUUAUUGUCAGUCUGUUCGACAAGGCAGUCAACAAUAAGUACCGCUACAGAGCGGGGUAAUGAUUGUCCUGAAAGUCAGCCAUGGCCAUGCCGAACACCUAGAAUUUGUUUAUCAUUUGAUUUCAUAUGUGAUGGUGAGCCAGAUUGUCCUGAUUUAUACGAUGAAGACCCUGAAAUGUGCACUGCAAAACUGAGGCCAGCACAAGAACACUUAGCUGGAUUUAUCCAUCGAUAUCAAAAUUGGUUGAUACCAAGAUUUCUAGGCCAUGGAACGCCGGAAGAUUUGGCUGCUAAACUUGUCGAAAGUAAAACAGUAUCUGAUUAUGCAGUUGCCGCAAAGCUGAACUCAACACAACUGAAGAAUUUAAUUCAACUAAUGGAGGGUGUUAAAGCUGGCAAGGAAAUGGAAUUAUUUCUCUUGGGCAUGCCGUUAGGCGCAUGGAGUGAAUUGUACACUCUAUUUCAUCGUAUAUAUAUAAGUGGGUUUUUGGAUAAUAUAGAACCGGCUGAAAACUUUCAAUCACUAAGCAAACAUCAUAAAGAAGAAUUCUGGAAAAAUCAUCUUAAUCAACAAGUGAAACGCUUUCUUUAUUACUAA
Molecule: messenger RNA, 630 nt
Organism: Heterobilharzia americana
Lineage: Eukaryota; Metazoa; Platyhelminthes; Trematoda; Strigeidida; Schistosomatidae
Source: the annotation of a GenBank genome assembly